Messenger RNA from Chenopodium quinoa (quinoa), 390 nucleotides. RefSeq lists its product as uncharacterized. The coding region runs from base 1 to 390 and encodes 129 amino acids. The record is from RefSeq and is a predicted model, not a curated record. The transcript has a single exon. Lineage: Eukaryota; Viridiplantae; Streptophyta; Magnoliopsida; Caryophyllales; Amaranthaceae.
AUGGAUAUGACCUUGGCGGGCGAAAAGAGGCUACUUAAGCUCAAUGAACUUGAGGAGCUCCGCUAUGAUGCCUAUGAGAACUCGAAACUCUACAAGGAGAGAACCAAGAGGUGGCACGACCAACAUAUAAGGAACAAGAGCUUUAAGGUUGGGGACAAGGUUUUGUUAUUCAAUUCUAGGCUCCGUUUGUUCCCCGGAAAACUUAAGUCUAAAUGGUCGGGGCCUUUCACAAUUUCAAAAACAACUCCUUAUGGGUCCUUUGAGUUAGAAGCGAAUGGGAACAAGUUCAUGGUCAACGACCACCGUUUGAAGCUCUACCAUUGCAAUGAUCAAAUUGGCAUGAUUGAGUGCAUGAGGCUCGAUCCGCCGGAUCCUAAGUCACUUUCUUGA